UAUUAUAGAUUACUCCGCUUUCCACUACUAUAAAUAUUGCAUAGUACACAUAACCAAAACAUCAAUCUCCAAUCAAACCAAACUGGUAUCAGUAUUACAAUGGUGAUGGGUGCCUUGUCCUUGGAUGAGAUCAGAAAGGCACAAAGAGGUGAUGGACCAGCAAGCAUCUUGGCCAUAGGCACUGCCAACCCUCCCAACCAAGUGAUCCAAGCAGAGUAUCCAGACUACUACUUCCGCAUCACCAACAGUGAACACAUGACCGACCUCAAGGAGAAGUUCAAGCGCAUGUGCGACAAAUCAAUGAUAAGGAAACGUUACAUGCACUUGACUGAAGAGUUUCUCAAGGACAACCCCAACAUAUGCGCCUUCAUGGCUCCUUCCUUGGACGUUAGGCAGGACAUUUUGGUGACCGAGGUCCCUAAGCUAGGCAAAGAGGCUGCAGUUAAUGCUAUCAAGGAGUGGGGCCAGCCCAAGUCCAAGAUCACUCAUCUUGUCUUCUGCACCACCUCUGGUGUGGACAUGCCUGGUGCUGACUACCAGCUCAUCAAGCUCCUCGGCCUCUCUCCUUUUGUUAAGCGUGUCAUGAUGUACCAUCAAGGUUGCUACGCUGGUGGGACUGUCCUCCGUUUGGCCAAGGACAUAGCUGAGAACAACCGCGGCGCUAGAGUACUUAUUGUUUGCUCUGAGAUUACUGUUGUUACCUUCCGUGGGCCCUCUGAGACCCACCUAGACUCCCUUGUUGGACAGUCUCUCUUCGGUGACGGUGCGGCUGCACUGAUCGUUGGUUCAGACCCUGAUACCUCUGCGGGAGAGAAACCAAUCUUUGAGAUGGUCUCUGCUGCACAGACCAUCCUUCCUGACUCUAAAGGAGCCAUAGAAGGACAUCUGAAGGAGGUGGGACUCACCUUCCAUCUCUUGAAGACUGUCCCCGGUCUCAUCUCAAAGAACAUUGAGAAGUGUCUACAGGAAGCGUUUAAACCGCUUGGGAUAAGUGACUGGAACUCUCUCUUCUGGAUAGCUCACCCUGGUGGCCCUGCCAUCUUGGAUCACGUUGAGAUAAAGCUAGGACUAAAGGCAGCGAAGAUGAAGGCCACUCGUCAUGUCCUGAGCGAGUAUGGAAACAUGUCUAGUGCCUGUGUCUUCUUCAUACUUGACGAGAUGAGGAGGAGGGCAGUAGAGGAUGGUGCAGAGACAACAGGAGAAGGGUUGGAGUGGGGUGUCUUGUUUGGUUUUGGACCUGGUCUCACUGUAGAGACAGUGGUCUUACACAGUGUUCCUCUCUGAACAGAACACUUUCUUCCUAUAUUACUGAGAUGAAUGAUUCUAUUAUAAUUUCUGUUUGCAAUUCAAUUACUUCUAUA
Brassica napus (rape) is the source of this 1361-nucleotide messenger RNA. RefSeq names its product chalcone synthase-like. Gene Ontology annotation, biological process: polyketide biosynthetic process. Gene Ontology annotation, molecular function: acyltransferase activity, transferring groups other than amino-acyl groups. The transcript has 2 exons. The coding region runs from base 100 to 1284 and encodes 394 amino acids. The record is from RefSeq and is a predicted model, not a curated record. NCBI's taxonomy places the organism in Eukaryota, Viridiplantae, Streptophyta, Magnoliopsida, Brassicales, Brassicaceae.